Malania oleifera is the source of this 2098-nucleotide messenger RNA. RefSeq lists its product as uncharacterized. The coding region runs from base 128 to 1657 and encodes 509 amino acids. The record is from RefSeq and is a predicted model, not a curated record. Lineage: Eukaryota; Viridiplantae; Streptophyta; Magnoliopsida; Santalales; Ximeniaceae. The transcript is spliced from 2 exons.
AUUUCCUUCUCAUAAAAAGAAAAUCAUAUGAUUUAUUCCACCAUUCCUCGUAAAAAAAAAUCUCAUUAAUUUCAUUCAUAAAACAUAAUUUAAGAUUCAUGAUAUUUACCUUUUUCGCCAGAAAAAAAUGUUAUGUACUCCGACGAUCUGCCGCCAAAUGAUAGUCUGCGUUUGGACACGAAGCCGAUCAUUGCCCACCAGCACCAGCUGUUUCCGUUCCACAUUCAAAUCACUGUGCGUCCAAAACCCCAACUUCUCUAAAACCCUAACCCUAGAAAUGGUGGAUCCGUCCAAACCCAAAAGACCCGUGUGCCCAUCAUGCUCUAGGCCUGGCCGUUUCUGCCUCUGCACUCGAUUCAAGUCUCCGAAACUUGAAAACUCUGUAUCCGUAACCAUUCUGCAACACAGUCUGGAGAAAAAGCACCCUCUCAAUUCUGCUAGAAUUGCAAAAUUAGGGCUUACGAAUGUUUCUGUAGCACCUGUUACUGAUGUUCUUUUUGAAGCCCAGUUCCUCGUUCACCUGCUCAACUCGGAUUCAGAUGUAGGUGGUUGUCAAAACGUUUCAGGAAGUUUAGAAUUUGGUGAACGUAGGGAAAACCCAGAAGUAGAAUCUGGUAUAGAAUCGAAAAAUCAUAUUGUUGCGUUCAGUUUGCAAAGAGAGAAUGCGGGUAAUGAUUUGGAGCACCCAGAAGAGAAAAACGAUGAAUUUGGGGAUAUUAAUGGAGAAUGUCGACUUGGUAAUGAUUGCAAUGGUGAGGGAAAUUCUCGAAAUUGUGGAGCGGAGGCAGGUUUUGUGCAAAGUUUAGAAUCUUCAACGAGUAAUGAUCUAGUUUUGGAGACAGAUGAUCUAACGAGUAUAAAGCAAAGCGCAUGCGCAAAGGCUGCUUGUGGGUUGGAGGUACCUCAGGAUCACACGUUUAGGAACACUGACUUGGACAUAGUCUCAGAUCUUCCUACAGUAAAUGAAGCAGUAUCUAAUUACAAAAUGAAAGUCGGCACUGGGAAUAGGCCUUUGCAGCUAGGUCUAGAUCCAAUUGGGGUAGUUCCAAGAGGCAAUGAAGAGCCUUUCUUCACUUUGAGUAUUGCUAAAUAUGGUGUCAUUAGCUCUCUGACCCAUCAAUGGAUGACAAAAUGCCAAUCUCAAGAACCAGAUUUUAAUCAAAUUUUGAGCUCUUCAGCAGCGGUCGAUGCUUUAGCAGAAGGGUUUGUUGUAAAGAAGUUGCAGAAGAGGCAGUUGAAUAGGAGGACUAUGGAAUUUGAAUGGUAUGAAGAGUUUGAAGUUGCAGUUCCUCCAGGAUCUAUGCUUCUCUUUCCAAGUGAAAAAUCAAUUGGUGUUGAGGAUAUUGAUUUUGAUGUAAAAAACUUGAUUGUUUUGGAUGGGACAUGGGCGAAGGCAAAGAGAAUAUAUAUUGAGAAUCCUUGGUUGAAACUUCUGCCACACUUGAAGUUGGAUUUAGGCAAGAUGAGCAUGUACAGUGAAGUGAGACUUCAGCCAAAGGCUGGAUAUUUGUCCACCAUUGAGAGCAUUGUGUAUGCACUGAAGACGGUAGGGGACAAUACUGAGGGGUUGGAUGAUCUUUUGGAUGUUUUUGAGUCCAUGGUUGUGGACCAGAGGCAAUGCAGAGAGGAAAGUUUGAGCAAAGCCUGUGCUGCAUGAGCACUGCUAUUUGUCUGUCUUUUUUAAGUUCUGUAUUGAUCUCCAGGAUCAUACUUGAUUUCAUGCAUAAUGAUGGCAAUUACAUGAUGGAGUGACAAUUGAGAAUUUUCACAAAAGCAACGGAGCUCAGCCAAAAGGUCAUCCUCGCUACAAGACUCCCCCCUUUGUGAGAGUAGGGGGAGUUCAGCCAAAGAAGAAACAAAAGACCCAGCUGAGCAUUGCUUCAUUGUGUUAAGCAAGGCUAAAUACUCUUGCAGAUCCUGUAAACAGUACAAGUAGAUCCAGUGUAGUUUUUCUUGCAUGAGAAGGUGCACUGUUGAUCACAAAUCCAAACUUACAUGAACAGCAAGCAUUCUUUAAAUUGGGAAAAAAAAUCCAAAAAUUCUUGCUGAAGAACUUUCAUGGUCCUCCAAAAUGAAGGAAAACUUUCUUUAUGCUUUC